Messenger RNA from Herpailurus yagouaroundi (jaguarundi), 1243 nucleotides. It is a transcript of the gene TLCD1, whose product is annotated as TLC domain containing 1. Gene Ontology annotation, biological process: regulation of membrane lipid distribution; phospholipid homeostasis; plasma membrane organization. Bases 157 to 900 code for a protein of 247 amino acids. Lineage: Eukaryota; Metazoa; Chordata; Mammalia; Carnivora; Felidae. The transcript has 4 exons. The record is from RefSeq and is a predicted model, not a curated record. Gene Ontology annotation, cellular component: plasma membrane.
AGGGCACGGGAGGAGCGCAGGGGCCUAGAGGGCUCCACGAAAUCUGUGCGAGGCUGGCGGCCGGCAGCGAGGCGGCCGGGGUGGACUGGCCCGAGAGGGAGCCCCAUUCCGGGAGGAGGCCGCCUCGAGGGCAGACAGACGGCAGGGAGGGCCAGCAUGCCCCCACUGCUUCACCCCGCCCUGCCGCUGCUCCUGAGCGCCACGCUGACCUUCCGGGGGCUCCGGAGAGCGCUCUGCUGCCUGCCGCUGCCGGCGCACGUGCGCGCCGACCCCCUGCGCACCUGGCGCUGGCACAACCUGCUCGUCUCCUUCGCCCAUUCCAUCGUGUCUGGAAUCUGGGCGCUGCUGUGUAUAUGGCAGACCCCGGAGUUGCUGGUGGAGAUUGAGACGGCAUGGUCGCUUUCUGGCUACCUGCUAGUUUGCUUCUCCGCAGGGUAUUUCAUCCACGACACGGUGGACAUCGUGAUUAGUCAUCAAGCCCGAGCUUCUUGGGAAUACCUGGUUCACCACGUCAUGGCCAUGGGUGCCUUCUUUUCAGGCAUCUUUUGGAGCACUUUUGUCGGUGGGGGAGUCCUAACAUUGCUGGUGGAGGUCAGCAACAUAUUCCUCACCUUCCGCAUGAUGAUGAAGAUCAACAAUGCCCAGCACCUUCUCCUCUACCGGGUCAACAAAUAUGUCAAUUUGGUCAUGUACUUUCUCUUCCGCCUGGCCCCUCAGGCCUACCUCACGCACUACUUCUUGCGUUAUUUGGGCCAGAGGACUCUGGGCACUUUUCUGCUGGGUAUCCUGCUCAUGCUGGACAUCAUGAUCCUCAUCUACUUUUCCCGUCUCCUCCGCUCAGACUUCUGCCCUCAGCGUGUCCCCAGCCAGCAACACAAAGACAAGUUUUUGACUGAGUGAGAGGCACAAAGCCUACAACUUGUGGCAAGAGCAAACACAGCCAAGAACAGAGCCUCACACAUAUAUGAAAGAAUUAGCCCCAAGCCUGGGGCAUCCUGGGGAUAACCUCUCCACCUUUCAAGUCUGCACCUACUAUUGAAAAUGCUAAUGAAAGCACUCCUCCGAAGUCCUUGUCCUUUCUUGGGCAAGGGGUGAGGAAAGCAGACAGACCGGUUGGACAUGCUGGUUGGGUGCGGGGACAAGGUGCUAUGAAAGGCAGCCAUCCCACACUGCCCUGAAGUGGAUGCUAAUGAGAAUUGUGUAUUGUGUACUGGUUUCAUACAAAGCCUCUUCCAGGGAUAAA